This is a messenger RNA of Nicotiana tabacum (common tobacco), 444 nucleotides long. NCBI's taxonomy places the organism in Eukaryota, Viridiplantae, Streptophyta, Magnoliopsida, Solanales, Solanaceae. The record is from RefSeq and is a predicted model, not a curated record.
AUGGAUAGAGAGAGAAGGACAAAGAGGAAGAAUAUGGAGAAUGAGAGAUCAGUACAAGAAGAAGAAGAAGAAGAAGAAGAAGAAGAUGAGGAAGAGAAAAUGGAGAAGUUUUUUGCUCUAAUUAGAAGCACCAAAGAUGUACGUGACCGUUUGAUUGCACGAAAUCAUGUACAAGUAGACACAUCAUCAAAGAUUUUUGAAGACAAUCACAUUAACAUUAAGUCUGCAAAUACUAGUGCAGCUAAUAUUGGAGUUAAUUGGAAUCCACAAGAUUUCAUGGGAAUUGACACUAUUGCAACUGCAGGUCCUUCUACUUCUAAUUCCAAGAAACAAGAAGAAGGAGGAGGAGGAGGAGGAGAAGAACAAAUUGUAGGAAAAAAAGAAGAAGAUUCAAAAGAAGGAAAAAAUAAUCAUCAUAUGUUGGACCUUAAUCUUUCACUCUAG